Messenger RNA from Pelmatolapia mariae (spotted tilapia), 2810 nucleotides. It is a transcript of the gene uba3, whose product is annotated as ubiquitin-like modifier activating enzyme 3. Bases 2 to 1390 code for a protein of 462 amino acids. Gene Ontology annotation, cellular component: cytoplasm; nucleus. NCBI's taxonomy places the organism in Eukaryota, Metazoa, Chordata, Actinopteri, Cichliformes, Cichlidae. Gene Ontology annotation, molecular function: NEDD8 activating enzyme activity. Gene Ontology annotation, biological process: protein neddylation. The transcript is spliced from 18 exons. The record is from RefSeq and is a predicted model, not a curated record.
GAUGGCGGAGACGGACGAGCCGGAGAAGAAAAGAAGGAGAGUAGUGGAGCUGACUGAGAAGAUGUUGGUGGAUGGAGACACUGGAAGCACCUCUGACUGGGAUGACCGUUGGAACCAUAUCAAGAAGUUUUUGGAAAGAUCAGGUCCAUUCAUGCAUCCUGACUUUGAACCCAGCACAGAGUCCUUGCAGUUUAUGUUAGAAACCUGCAAAAUCUUGGUCAUUGGUGCUGGUGGUUUGGGAUGCGAGCUGCUAAAAAACCUGGCCUUAUCAGGCUUUCGCAACAUUCAUGUUGUUGACAUGGACACCAUUGAUGUUUCCAACCUAAAUCGACAGUUCCUCUUCAGAGCUAAAGAUGUAGGUCGGCCCAAGGCGGAUGUUGCUGCUGACUUUAUAAACAGCCGUGUGCCUGGAUGCUGUGUAAUCCCCUAUUUUAAAAAGAUUCAAGACUUAGAUGAAACAUUUUACAGACAAUUCCAUAUAAUUGUGUGUGGAUUGGACUCUAUUGUGGCGAGGAGGUGGAUGAAUGGUAUGCUGCUAUCUUUGCUGGUGUAUGAAGAUGGUGUCUUAGAUCCAUCAUCCAUCAUCCCUCUGAUUGAUGGUGGGACUGAAGGCUUUAAAGGUAAUGCCAGAGUUAUUUUCCCUGGCAUGACAGCCUGCAUUGACUGCACCCUUGAGCUUUACCCUCCCCAGAUCAACUUCCCCAUGUGUACAAUAGCCUCAAUGCCUCGUCUGCCAGAACAUUGCAUUGAGUACGUGCGAAUAUUGCUAUGGCCGAAAGAGAUGCCCUUUGGAGAUGACGUGGCUCUGGAUGGAGAUGACCCAGAACACAUCCAGUGGGUGUACCAGAAAUCUCUGGAGAGGGCAGCAGAGUUCAGCAUAACAGGAGUCACAUAUAGACUAACACAGGGGGUUGUUAAGAGGAUAAUCCCUGCUGUAGCAUCCACAAAUGCUGCCAUUGCUGCUGCUUGUGCAACUGAGGUUUUCAAAAUAGCGUCAAGUGCAUAUUUACCUCUGAAUAAUUACAUGGUCUUCAAUGAUGUUGACGGCUUGUACACCUACACCUUUGAAGCCGAAAGGAAGGAAAACUGUUCAGCUUGCAGCCAAGUACCUUCGGACCUACACUUUUCUCCAUCUUCCAAACUCCAGGAGGUGUUGGACUACCUGACCGAGAGCACCUCCCUACAAAUGAAAUCACCUGCCAUAACAACAACAAUGGAUGGAAAGAAUAAGACUUUAUAUUUACAGUCGGUUGCUUCCAUUGAACAGAGGACGCGGCCAAAUCUGGCCAAAACCCUGAAUGAGCUGGGGCUGGCUGAUGGACAAGAGCUGGCUGUAGCUGAUGUCACCACACCUCAGACUGUGUUGUUCAAACUCUGCUUUACCUCAUAAGACAGAAUCAAGCACCUCUACAACUCAUCUAAGAGCUACAACAGUUUACUGCUUAUUCAGUCAAAAUGUCAACCAUUAUAACCUAUUUAACUGUUCCAGUACAAGUAUUGACUAAAGUUAACAUUUUCCACUGAAAAGCCAAAUCUUAGUUCAAACUUGGUCAUGUUUUGGUGAUACAUUGAUGUCAGAUUUCUGCAUUAAUAUUAUUUUUGCUGGAGCCUAUAGCAUGUUCUGUGCAAUGACAGAUGCAAGGGUUACUGUUUUAAGAUUACUUUGUACUUGUUUUACAAAUUAAUAUUUAUUUAUUUCAACUCAUUUUUUUAGAUGUUUAGCCACUGAAGUGGUAAAACACAUCGACAAUGAUGAUGUGUGAACUGGAAUAAAAUAAUAUUUUUUUUGUUUGUUUUACAAAGUUUGUGUGCACUUAAUGUGUGGCAGGAAGAGGAAAGACAAGUGUUUUGUUCGGGUUUUUUUUUUUUUUUUUGAUUUAUUAAUUAAUUAUGCAGUAAUUCACACAUGCAUGUUCCUGAGGAAAUACAUUUUAUACAUUCAUUUUAAUAUCUUCUAUUCAUUUAGACAUUAAAUUUGACUAUUGUUUGAUAAUUAAAAGGAAAAUGAAGAGAAUAAUUAUAAAUAAAUAUUUGUAAAUGAACUAUUAAUCCAUUAAAUAAAAAUCUUUUUUUUAAAGAAAAACUGAUUUUCAAAAUCUUGGAAAAAAAGGAAAAUAUUGGAUUCAAAAUUUGAAUUGGUAAAACCAUAUAAAACCAACUUUCUGAAAUUUACAUUUGUGAUUCCUCCACUUUUUGAUUUAGUGUCCUUUUAGUUAUAGGAUUAAGGUCAGUGGCUGCCAAAGGUUCUUUUAUUCAUAUUAACAUAUUUUUUUAACAUUAGUGAUGACAAAUGAUCAGUGAGAGCAUUAUCAGGUACCAGUACCUCUGAAAUGGGACCAAAAGUGCUCAAAACAUGUAAAUUCCUGCUGUGACAGUGAGUGACUGUUUCAAAAAUAAAACGUUCCCUUAGAAUUUUGUAAUUCUGAUCUCAGUGACAACUAUAACUUUAUAAUGGGACAGCUGCAUAUCUGCUAGAGGAUAAAACUGAUCUCAGAAGUUGACCUCCACCCCUAGAGGUAAGACCACUCUGCUGAUAGGAUAGAACUAUUGUUACCACACUAUAAAAAAAACAAAACAACAACAACAAAAAACAAAUACAGUAUAAGGUGCUAAAUGAAUGUGAAGGAUUUUUUUUGUAUUAGUUAUUUAGAGUUAUUUUUCUGUAUUUCUUAACUACUGAAAUGAAUUGUGGGAGCAAGAACCCCAAAAGAGGGGAGGGGGGCAUUUACAUUGUAGAUUCUUUUUGAAGGCAUCAAAAUUAUGAAUGAACACUUAUGGAAUUAUGUAAUAAACAAAAAAAUGUGAAAUAA